UCGUCAGCGCCAUCUGCCCUGGAAGUCUGACGUUGUCGGCCAGACUGACUUUUAUACAAGCGGUGGGAGCUCGUGUGUGUUCACGCGUAGCAAGCAACAUGAUUCCACAUAGACCACAAUGAUACCAGGCCACAAAUGGCUGGCCCUGCUUACGCUCCUGGCGUCGGUCCACGCAUUCCUCGCGACCGCGGGCCAACCAGUAGCAGCAGAGCCCGCGCCGACUGGACUGGGAGCUGCCGUCAGCAAUUUGUUCUCGCAGAAGGUUAAGCUGUACUUGGAGUCGCUGCCGGAGGAGCAGCAGCAGCAGCUGUUGCAAGGUUUGCCGCCCGCGCAGCUUGCGGACAGGCUGCGGCCUACACUGAGAUUCCUUUACGAGGAUAGCUACACAAUUGUGACACAGCAUGGAUUCAUCGUGCCGGAGCUCGGCGAGCUCUUCGUGGACGAGGGCAGCAUGCUCUUUGGCAAUAUCAGCUACGUGCGCAGCCACAGCAGCGAAAUCUCGUUCGAGCAGGGCCUGCGGCUGCUGCUGGCCACCCUGCGCUCGUUUGACCCAACACGCUUCACCACACUUCUCACAGCCUACCCCAUCUGCCGACGCGCGGUCACCGCGCUGCUAUUGGAGCGCUUCCUGACCUCGGGCAACUUCAGCGAUAGCGAAGGGCAGCUGGUGCUGGGCAUCAGCACCCGCCUGUUUGAGUUGCACCGCCAGGCCGCGCAAACGAAGCGCAUCGUGGAGUUCUUCCAUGUCUCAAAAUCAGGCGGGACGAGCUUCUGCCAACUCGGCCGGCUGAACGGCUGCAAGACGGAGGGCUUUGAUUCGCACCGGAACUGCCUCAUCACUUACUUCAGGGACCACCCGCGCUGGACGGUGGCGGACGCGCUGCCUGCGCUGUCUGCGGCCACGCCGGGCAUGCGGGAGCCCUGGUGCGCGCGCUUCGGGCGGCAGUACUCGUUCAAGUGGCACUGCAGGGCGCGGCGGCAGCACAUGACCAAGAACAGGUUCAACAUCUACGCCAACGAGCUGGUCCUGCACGACCAGGCCAACCUCACCGGCAGCGGCCGCUCCAGCUGGUUGGGCGUGCACCCCUGCCGCGAGUUCCUCAACGUGGUCAUCUUCCGCGAGCCAGCGGAGCGCGUGGUCAGCCACAUGUACUUUGACAAGGAGAGCCCGGAGCAGUGGCGCGCUUUGGCUGUGCCGGUCAUGGACAACUACGUGGUGCGCAGCCUGCUGGGCGGCAAGGUAUUCAACCUGCCCGGCGGCGCCAUCAACGCCACCCACCUGCUGGCCGCCAAAAUCAUCAGCCUGCAGUUCGAGGUGCUGCUCAGCCUGGGCAGCAGCACCAGCAACAACAACAACAACAACAACAACAACAACAACAACAACAACAACAACAACAACAACAACAACAACAACAACAACAACAACAACAACAACAACAACAACAACAACGGCAGUAGCACCCGCAACAGUAGCAUCGGCAGCAGCAGCAGCUGCAGCAGCAAUAAUGGCAGUAGCAGUGGCGGCAGUAGCGCUAGCGGCAGUAGCUCGCAGCAGCAGGGGGCGCGUGAGCUCACACGCGACAUCUUCGGGCUGGGGCUGGGCUGGCCCGUGGAUCUGCGCCACCUGCACGCUCGUCCAACCCCCCAACGGCCACAGUUUUCGGAUCCGGUUAUGGCCGCCGUACGGCAGGCCACCCUGUACGACCAAGAUCUGUACGAGUUCGCGCUCGUACUGCAGGGCCUGGACGCGGUCGUCUUUGGCGUGGCGCACGAUCUGGCGGGCGCGGGUGGCGGCGGCGGCGGCGGUGGCGGAGUGGAGGAGUCGGGCCGGCAAGAAGGAGGCGAGGGCGGCGACGCAGGGGAGGGCGACGAAGAGGUGCCGGGCGCCGCCAGCGGCGGUGCCGCCAGUAGCAGUGCCAAUGGCACUUUCCUGGGCGCCUUCGGCGGCAGCGCCGUCGGCGGCGGCGCCGUCGGCGGCGGCGGGGCCAAGCGCAAGCGGCCGCGGCGCACGUGCGGGUAUGUUGGACAGGUGCGGCGGGCGGUGGCGGCCGCCGCCAGCAGGGCGGCGCUGCUCACCGCCGCGCCGCCGCCGCCGCCUGAGGCUUGGUUGGCGGCGCUGGCCCAACCGCUGACGCUGAUGCUGUCUGACGGGCAGCAGGUGGAGGUGCCGCUGAGGUUUGACACGCUGGGGGAGCGGGAGGUGGCGGGGGGCCGCUGGUUCAACGGCACCUUCUUCGCCAACAGCACAGAAGCUGUGGCCCGUGCGGUGGCGGCGGCGCGGGAGGCGGCGCUGGUGGAGGCGGAGGCGCUGCGGGAGGAGCGGAACGCGGAGCUGCAGGCGCGACACGCGGUGCGGGAGAAGCGGGUCAAGGCCUGGGGGCAGGUGCGGGGCAGGCUGGGCGCAGACGCAGUUGGAGGUGGAGGUGGUGGUGGGGGUGUCAGGGCAGGAGGCGGAGGACUGGAGGUGGAGGCGGCUGGGGCGGCGGGUGCAGGGAUGGAGGCGGCUGGGACAGGGAGGGGAGUGGGCGCGCGGGGCCUGUGAGUUGGUUGCUGCGGUGAAGGGGACAUACGGUUGAGAAAUUGAUCAUUAUAAACGUAUGAGGCACAGCAUCAUGCUUGUUUGGGCGUGUGCCAAGAGGCGGUUGGGGGGCGCGGGGGAUGCGGUUUGGCGCAUCCGCUUGCCGACAUUGUGACAAACAUGCGGCUCUCAUCAGCGUGCGAGCAAGGUGAAGCGCGGUGUGCGCAAACGUUAUAUGCAUGUACUGCUCAAGUAUGGGGGGGGGGCUUAGCCGUUCAUGGAGAAUGGAGUGGUCAAUGCACACGGAUGAAUGAAGGGGCGGAAGAAGAGUUAGGGCUUGGGGGAAGUUGUGGUGUGCUGGUGUGCGUGUGGGUACGACACGACACGUGUACGGCACGGCAAAGUGUGUGGGUGACUGGAUGCGACGCGACGCUGGGGCCCCGCCGUAAUGGCGGUGGCAGUCACGUGGCGGGCGAAUUUGUGACCAACACGUUGAGCGGUAUUUGCUCUUGGGGUGUUUGCUAUUAAUGAGGCAAGCACUCCAUGUAUAUAAUGCCAGACGGAAUCCCUCG
Messenger RNA from Chlamydomonas reinhardtii, 3090 nucleotides. RefSeq lists its product as uncharacterized. Lineage: Eukaryota; Viridiplantae; Chlorophyta; Chlorophyceae; Chlamydomonadales; Chlamydomonadaceae. The transcript has 5 exons. Bases 119 to 2542 code for a protein of 807 amino acids. The record is from RefSeq and is a predicted model, not a curated record.